Molecule: messenger RNA, 2951 nt
Organism: Phaeodactylum tricornutum CCAP 1055/1
Lineage: Eukaryota; Bacillariophyta; Bacillariophyceae; Surirellales; Neidiaceae
Exons: 2
Coding region: 1-2943 (980 amino acids)
Source: RefSeq, a predicted model, not a curated record
AUGCGGGACCAGUCAAACAAUCACGACGGGUACGAAGUCGACUUUGCCAACGGCGCUGCUAGAAAGGUGCGGAAGAGCGUGUCCAACACGGAUUCGGACGAUCCGCCUUCCGGACCCGUCGACUUGGACGAUCUCUUUUCGGACAAGAUUCGUCGUGUUGAUCUGGACGAAACAAGUCUCUUUUCCGAUGAAGGAGGCUCUUCCGAGUUUGACGAAGAAGACGAUCCAUUGUUGGAAGGUCGUGGACGGUUCUUCAGCAAUCCCAACAAGCGACUUUUGGACAAUGAUGCCUCCCUCAUUCCAGGAUCGCCCUUUUCCAAGCCCAUGAACAAGGUAUCCAAUCGUCCGUCGGAACCACUGGCGAUUGCCAAGUACGCAAGUGUCAUGGCUUUUCUGCUCACCAUCGGAUGGGUGGCUUUGCUUUUCUUUGUCGCCAUUUGGAACUACAAUUCCAUUGGUCGGAUCAUUGUCGAGUGCUUUCUGGCGGCAUUGGCAUUUUUCGGGCUCUUUUGGAACUCAUACUUCAUUAUUGCCACACGUGCCUUCAAGACCAACACCAAGUACUGCUCCAUCAUACCCGAAACCAAACCUCCGGAAACGGCAUGGAUGGAAGUCACUAUUCAAAUUCCUGUCUACAAGGAAUCGCUACAGGAAGUUAUGAUUCCCACGCUAAAAUCCUGCAUGGCUGCUCGGCAUUACUACAACCAAAAAACGGGUGCACGCUGCAAUAUUGUCAUUUGCGACGACGGCAUGAUGGCCUACCUCCGGGACAACUUCGCCGCCGCGGAAAUGCUUUGGGAGAACAUUGUCGAUUCCAAAGGACGCGUUGUUCGGCUCAGCAAACUACUCAAACGCGUACCGUCCGCCUCCCGACGUCAUCUCAAGGGACUCCGCAGCAAGCAUGUCUACGAAGUCUUCCAUCGAAUGCUCUACUACUAUCAUUACAAGAUUGGCUUUGUCGCGCGAUCCACCGUGGAUCGUCGCGGUAAGUUCAAAAAGGCGUCCAAUCUUAAUUCGCACCUGCGCUUGGCCCUCGGGGCCUCGCAACUACAAGAGUCGCAAGGAGAUAUCUCUUACGAAGAAGCCUUGUUACACGAGUCGCACAAUGAGGACGGAUCGCGCUACAUUAUGUUCGGCAACGACAUUAAGAUCGGUCAUUUAAUUGUGGUAAACGAUGCCGACGCCAGGAUGGCCGAGUCGGUCAUCGUGAAGACGGUACCCGAGUUUCUCAAUGAUCACACGCUCGGUUUCACCCAGCACGCUACCAAGACCAUGAACGAGCAGCGUGGCGAGUCGUACUACACCAACAUGUUGACGGUUUACACGGACGCGCUGUACCAGGGUCACUUUUUGUUGUCGUCCAUUAUGGGUUGUCAUCCUCCCCUCGUCGGUCACUCGAUCUUUUUGCGAACGGAAGCAGUCAAGCAAUGUGGACGAAUGCGGACCCUCCGCAAGGCCCAACGCUGGCUGCGGAACAUUGGGUUGCAGUUCUUACCCGUCGAUCAAGUCGGAUUUAGCAAUUUGCACGCCGAAAAUCGUAUCGAAUACUGGUCCGAAUCCCAUGUGUCGGAAGAUUUUGAACUCAUGUUGCAUCUUUACAAUCUGGGUUUCAACGGACGGUACUGCGCCUAUCCGGAUUGCGAAUUUCAGGAGGGUAUCACACGGACGUUCGAUGAAGAAGCCGGUCGGCAUCGCAAGUUUGCCCUGGGUGCACACGAACUCGUUUUCAAUCCGUUUAACGAGAUGCUGGGCCACGGUGUCUUUACGCCGCUCUUCAAUACAUUUCUACGGUGUGAUAUCCCGAGCUACUACAAGGUCUUUUUGACAGCCUAUCUGUGCUCCUAUACUUCCGGUGGAGCCUACAUUAUUGUCUUUACGAUUGCUGCCAUUGCGCGAAUUCUCGACAGUGAAGGCGACAUUGAGUCCAUUUACAGCUUUUCGCCGGCGGGAAUUAUUGUCUUGAACAUUAUCGCCUUUUAUGUUUUGGGCUAUGCAACGUUUAUCAUUUCCUUGCUGCGCAUGCACUUUAUCAACAACAAGUUGCUCUUUCCGGAGUACCGCAAAAAGUGCGGUGGAGCGCUGUACAUUGUCUGUGUCAAUUUGCGUUACUGCUUGACCUUUCAAUUCCUCUUUUAUACUGUCGCAUCGAUCACUUUUUUCUUUUUGGGAUCCAUGGAUCACAUGCUCUCGCGGCCCAACAUUUGCGGCGCCACGAACAAGGACUCGAUCACGAUAACUCGCUGUGUGGCUUUUUGGGAAAUGGCCAAGUUCAAUAGUGGCUCGUGGAUGGUUGCCGCCUGUAUGGCCGUUCUCGCCUACUUGACUAUUCUGCAGGACGAAGGCUUUGCUUACAACAAACUGCCCGACGAUAUUUUGAAACACGCCCUGUUCGCUGGCCCCGCCUUUUUCUUGGCGGUGAUGGCGUUUAUUGUUCCAAUUCUGUUGAAUCCGUUUAUUCUUGGCUGGCCCUUUCACCGCCGGCCCAAGACGCCGAAACAGCCAGUUCCGAAGAAAAAGAAGAAAGUCGUCCGCAAGGAUGCUUUGGGUCGCGUUGUGGACAUUCGGACUUUUAUGGAUACGGCGGAAGAACUGGAUCAAGAAAUGGAGCGCGUCCAGGGCAAACCGGAUGUUGAGUUGGGCAGUUUGGCCACCAAGGAUGUGUUUUCUCAUGGUAGUCCCGGCGUCACUAGUUUGAAAAAACUGGAAUUGGGGUCAGGGGAGGGUGCUCGUGUGGGUCGGGAGCGACCUCGCGGACCAAUGAAGAGCAUUGCCGAAGCGGAACCGCAUGGGACCAGCAACCGACUAGGAGGAAAUAACCGUCGGCCUUCUACAACACAUUCCGAGCCUUCGGGCAGUCGGCAGAACCGGGCGAUCACGGGUCGUUCCGGCCGGCCAAACUCUCGUGUUGCCUAUUCCACGGACGUUUACGCGUCCGAGGUGUAAGGCAGACG